AAAGCUCUUUACUGGGAAAGUCAUCCGGCUCUGAAACCGGCACGGGCGCUUCGUCAGCGGCGCACGGCAGCCAAUGAAAACGCAGCGACGGUCGAGAGCGCAGUUCUGCGAAACGCCAAGCACCCGAUGAUGAGGCCGCGGGCGCAAAGAUGUAGCGCUUUUCUUGGAAUAAGAUUCCUAGAACGCGCGCCAACUCAUAAAACAGCCACACGUGCUGCAAAGGCGUUUCUUAUUGCUCUUCUUACAUGAAAAUAACAAUACACCAAGCCAAACGACCUAUUACUCUUGUUUGAGUACUACUACUAAGCUCUUUUUUUUUUGUUGUUGUUGUUUUGCGUAAUUUUCGAUUUGACAGAGAAGGCUCGAUCGGCAUCAGAGAUUACUAUUGUAAAAUGUUUAGAUGAUGACCAGAUUCCCUCACUUUGUGGACGUUUUGUCGCCAUUAUUAGCACUGCUGGAACAAUGUCAGCAGCUUCGGCACUUUACAGGAUUCGCGUAAAUUUCACAGUCUUUCCAAACUGUCAUCGCACAUUCUGCUGCCUCUCGGUGACCUACAGAAGGUGACGAUUUUAUGCCCACAAAGAAGGCUCUCAUGCCAGAGCCACCUUCAGGAAUGGUCGCUAGCCAUACAAGUGCCCAAAAUCAGAGGGAUGAGUCAGAGGUUCAACAAAUUAAGCGGUCCCAAGCAGCUCCCUUCUCAUGGACCCCGGCUGAGGACUUGCAUUUCAUCACCACCACCUUUCAGCACCUACAUACUUCAGGAUGGUACUGGGGUGGUAUGACAGCCAGUGAGGCAAGGGAUGCCCUAAUCGGAGCAUCAGAAGGGACUUUCCUUGUCCGUGACAGCAGCCAUCCUCUCUACCUCUUCACCCUGUCCGUACAGACGUGGAGAGGCCCCACUAAUGUUCGCAUCGAAUACGACAGCGGCCGAUUCCGUCUCGAUUCCAGUUUUCCAGCCCGAUCUAGCCUGCUGUCCUUUUCUGCUCUUCCUAGUCUCAUGCAGCACUAUACAUCCAUGAGUCAAGAGGAGGAGAGGAUAGCAGAAGAACAUCACAUGGUGUCAAAGGACAAUGGCAUCUUGCUGAAGCUCAGGAAGCCUCUGUACAGGCCUCAGGCCUUUCCAACAUUACAGCACCUCACACGCCUCGCUAUAAACAGCCAUACAGAUUGCCAUACACAGCUGCCGCUGCCACGGCCGCUGAUGCUGUACUUGCACGAAUACCCCUUUCAGGUGUGAGGACACUUGGGGGGAUGUUGGUGCAUUUCAGGGGUUUCGUUUUUGCAAAGUCACAAGUGAUUUAGCCAAAAUGUGAAAAUAUUGCUCCCUGGCAGAAUCAUGGGUACUUUUAUUUUGGUCAUAUGUCAGAGAAGGUGUGCAAAUAAGCAAGGACUAUUUUGUGUACUUUUUUUUUUUUUUAAUAUUUGUAAAUACUUCUCAUUUUAGUAUAUUUCUAUAUUUUUCUGUGCUUCUAAGAAUGGAGCUUCAACUCUGCAUACUACCAUCACCAGAACAAUGAAAAAAUAAAAUAUCAAAAGUACACAUAAAUAAUACCGUAUUCUGACUGUAACACUGGUGUAAUUUCCUUAGAAAGCAAUUUAUUUAGAAACACAGUCUGCAAUUAUUGCAACUCUCUGUUUAUAGAGAUUAUUUUAGAAAAUAGCUGACAAUGACAAUUUUAUUUGUAAUUUAGCUGAUAAAUGAAAUAGAUUUCAGUUAGAAAUCUGUCAGAAACCGUCAUAGAUGCCCUGGCAGAAUGAGUCCAUGACCUUGUAAUCAGACUUUAACUAACAUGAAAGACAUUUUAACAGACAGCAUCAUCAUUCCAGGAAAAGUUAAAGGUGCUGUAUGUAAGUUUUUGACUCCACUAAAGCAUAAAAAUACCAUAAUAUGUUUGCAGAUAUUUAAGAAACAUGCUAAGUUAACAUACUUUUUUUAAAUCUGAAAAACAAUGCUACAGGCAUUGCGUUCCGGGCCGGAAUGUCGGUCUCUGUUUUGGUUUGUGAAACCAGCCCACUGCCAGUUUACCCAAUUGUAUUUCGGCACCCCGGGUUGCCAGUUGGCGGGAACUACAGCCUAUUUCAUGUCAUUCAUGGUCAUGUACGCUCGUUCCGGUUGGCUUCAUCAAUCUGGCAACCUGUGUGCGUCAAGGUCAAGUCUGAGGAGGAGGGUCCAGGUGAAAAAAAACC
Molecule: messenger RNA, 2187 nt
Organism: Onychostoma macrolepis
Lineage: Eukaryota; Metazoa; Chordata; Actinopteri; Cypriniformes; Cyprinidae
Gene: cishb
Product: cytokine inducible SH2-containing protein b
Exons: 3
Coding region: 572-1237 (221 amino acids)
Biological process (GO): phosphatidylinositol phosphate biosynthetic process; intracellular signal transduction
Cellular component (GO): phosphatidylinositol 3-kinase complex
Molecular function (GO): 1-phosphatidylinositol-3-kinase regulator activity
Source: RefSeq, a predicted model, not a curated record